GAAAGCAAAAUCUGGUGUUGCCAGCAGGUUCCAGCAUUGAAGGACAGCACCAGUGAUGAUUGUCUCUAUGGAAGCGAAUAAGAAGCAGCCACUAGGCCCCCUAGGGUGUCUGAGGUACAGCCAUGGCCUUGUGGUGUUGCAUCUGUUCUCCAUUGUGCUCCUGGCUGGGCUUCUUGUGGCUGUUCUUGUUCAAGGUUUGAAGGGCCACAGCUCCUCAGAGAAUGAGAAAAUCUACAAGCAACUGAUGCAACUGGAGACUGGAGUGGACAGCCUUUGCCGUCCUUGCCCCUGGGAAUGGACAUUCUUCCAUAGAAAAUGUUAUUACUUCUCCAAGUCUCAGCGUAACUGGAAUGAUUCUAUCACUGCUUGCCAGGAAGUGGAGGCUCAUCUAGUCAUUGUUGAGAGUGAUGAAGAACAGACAUUCCUGAGUUCGAUUUCUAAGGAUAAAGGAGACGCCUGGAUGGCUCUCUCAGACCUGAAGCAGGAAGGCAUGUGGCAGUGGGUAGAUGGCUCACCUUUGUCCAGGAACUAUUGGUCUGCAGGGGAACCCAACAACAAAGGCAAUGAAGAUUGUGCAAUAUUUUCAAAUGAUGGAUGGAAUGAUAUCAAGUGUUCAUCUGAAUCAUUCUGGAUCUGCAAGAAGCCUGCAUCACCUUGCCCUAAGUGAAAUCUGUUCAUCUUCAUAGACUACAAACAGGCCCAUUUAUCAUCUAGUUGAACUUUAAGUAUGUUCAUUUCAGUUCCUUCUGUCUUUCUAUGGGUACUUGGGUCUCAAACGUAGAUCUGAAUUCUAUUUUUCCAGACACUUCUGCCCUCUCCUGUGUACUUACUUUGGGUUGAGGUUGGGUUUUUUUCCCCAUGUUUUCAUCUUUCUUCCUGGAUCAAUUUCUGAAUUCCUUAUUAUUUCUGGAGCUUUGAGUAGAAAUGUCCUCCGUAAGUUAGCAUAUGUCAAUACUUAGUCCCCAGUAGGUGGUGCUACUUGAAGGGGGCUAUGCAACCUUUAGAAGAUGGAACAUUGCUAGAGAAAGUACAUUUAAGGGUUGGGCUUUGGAGUUUAUAGUAUCACCAAACUUGCUGUUCUCACUCUUCCUCCUGUGUGUGAUUGAAAAUAUGGCCAGCCAACUUCCUGCUCCUGUCACCAUGUUUUUCCAUCCCCUCUUGUUGGUAUGACUCUACCGCCACAAAGAACUCUUAUCUCUUUGGUACCAUAAGCUAAAAUAAACUGUUUCAUCCCUA
Grammomys surdaster is the source of this 1236-nucleotide messenger RNA. Its product is annotated as CD209 antigen-like protein C. Lineage: Eukaryota; Metazoa; Chordata; Mammalia; Rodentia; Muridae. The coding region runs from base 56 to 667 and encodes 203 amino acids. The transcript has 6 exons. The record is from RefSeq and is a predicted model, not a curated record.